Messenger RNA from Macadamia integrifolia, 10431 nucleotides. RefSeq lists its product as uncharacterized. The coding region runs from base 8614 to 9996 and encodes 460 amino acids. The transcript is spliced from 3 exons. NCBI's taxonomy places the organism in Eukaryota, Viridiplantae, Streptophyta, Magnoliopsida, Proteales, Proteaceae. The record is from RefSeq and is a predicted model, not a curated record.
AAAAAAAAAAAAAAAAACCUCUUUUCUUCUUCUUCUUCUUCUUCUUCUUGUCGUAAGAACCAGAAACCAGCGGAGGCUUGCUGGUCUACGAGUGCCAUUACCCUUCCGAUAAGAACCCAAUCGGCCAGAACUUAUAAAGGGAGUAUUUUGACUCCUAAUCUUCUUGAUUGUAACCAGCAGUAGUUCGAUUCACCUACCAGCUAUGGAGAUUGAAGCUCUGAAAUCAAAUCUGAGUGGCAAAUUCAGGUAAUUAGAGUUGCGGGUCUUGUUUCUCACAAUAGGGGAAUCAAUAGGAGCCAAGGGUCUAGGGUUCAGGUCGUAUAUGUGAGGGCUUCCUUCAAUCACGGCUUCGACCAAAACAGAUCUCACACAAGAGAGCUUGAAGCACUUCAGUAGUGCUGCAUCUAUCGCUCAGAAACAGAGUAUCUCAGAUCAGAAAAUUUAACAGCAGGAAAAAUAAGAAAGGAUUGGGAGGAGGAAGAAGAAGAUAAGAAGCGGAAAAGAGAAGAUUUCAGAGGGGGAGGAAAGUGGGAAUCCGAUAGCCCAUGGGUCACACCCAAAAUUCUCAACCAAGAUUAAUUCUUCAAAAACUAAAACUGAAAAUUCUCCAUUGUUUACAUGUCCAAUAUAAAGGAAAAAAUCAAACAAUUAAUGAAAACUACUUGAAAGGAAACUAUUCUAAAAUUAGAAGCUAGCUAAUUUAAAAAGAAAUUGUUUCUAAAACAAAAGAAAAUCAAAUCAAAAGAAUUUUUUUUUUCUAAGUCCAUCGUGCAACUGCAUCAAUUUUCGUCGGUCAUGACAAACCUUUUAUGAACAUUGUUACACUAUAGAGAUAUAGAGAAUUUGAAACUGAAACUGAAUCUUGAUUCAAAUAUUUAAACUAAACAUCUUGUGCUUAAAGAGGAGCAGUGAGAAAGAAGGGAAGAUGGGGAUGACAAAUGAAGUCAGUGAGGUCCCAAUAUAAGAGUGCAGGAUACAAUCCAAGGACAGGGUAUAAGAAUGGCAUUCUCAUACUUCAAGAAAGGGAAAACAUUAUAAAAGAAUAACUUAAAAAGGAACCUAGUGCAGAUGCUAUAGUGCAUUGUAUUUCUCUUCAUAAUCUACUAUAAUUGUAACAUGGGUUUAAACUAGUAGUUCAGCUGGAUAGUUUUUUCCCAACCUAAUGCCCAAAACUAGAACCUACAAAGUUGUUGUAUAGACAAUUUCCUGUGAUUUGCUAAUAUGGAAUAGAACUACCUUUUCUCCUAGUCUUUUCUUCAGUAUCUAAGAGUUACUGAUGAAAAUAGAAGAUCAAGAGUUCAAGACUCUCAGUUCAAUACCAAGUUGAGGGAAGUGUACCUGUAACUUACUAACUUCAUAGUAUCUGGUCCUUGAAAACUCCCACUGUCCUAGAAUACUUCAGAGGAUGAUUGAUAUGCAACUAUCACACUUUAAAGAAAACUUGAUCUCCAGUUAGAACUUUGAGACAAUAGAGCAUAUCAUCAGAUAUGAGUGGGCAUAUAAAUCUGUGACUUCAGAGUCAGUCAUCAUUGGGAAGCAUCUAAAGAUUACCACAACAAUGACACACUAACAAACCCAGAAACCCAAGAAAGUGAAAUCAAGAUCUUCCAUGAUGCCCUCUCCUAUAAUAUUCCUCCAUGAAGACAAUAUAUAUUGUUAGAACUAAGCUGCAUUAACUGAACAAAUAUCUAGGAAAUGCAAUAAAACUUCGGAUGGUAAAAGACAACCUGUAGCACAAACUAAAAGACAUCUAAACUUGAACAUAUUAGGACAUCCACUUCUAUCCAAUGUCUAAUGACUGCUGAAAUGGAGAGUAAGGAAUAUUUUUGUCAAGACCCCACUUCUUAUAUUCUGUUUUUUCAUAGUUUCUAUUUGUUGUUGUUCUAUGGUUUCUUAUUCUGUUUUUUAUAGUUUCUAUUUCCCAUAUUCAUGUUCAGUUUUAAUUCACUAGUUAUUAAAUCCAUUUGUCACUUUUUAGUUUGAUUUUGCUUGUUAUUCUAUAUGUUAGUUGUUGUAUCCCUAUGCUUAUUAUUUCUGAAUUACAGUUACAGAAAGUAACUGAUUAUCAUUGCUUUAUUUUAUGAUAUGUCGUUGUUCACUUAUAGCUGUCAGAUUGUAGAUUAAGGUGUUGUGGUUGACGAAAAUACCAAAGGGUGAAUCGUUGUAUUAAUUGAAUGGAUAGAAGUCGGGUUGAAAAGUCAAAGGACCCUAGGUUCCACGUAGGAAAUGAACACAUAGAUGGGGUAAAUCAAUUCUUAGAUUUUGCUUUUGCCAACUCACCUAAUAGCGAGAAGAUCUUAUGUCCAUGUCUACAGUGCAUAAAUUAAUAUUCAAAAACACGGGAGGAAGUGUUUAGUGACUUAAUAUGUAAUGGAAUUAUAAGAAACUAUAUUUUUUGAAGUUCCCAUAGUGAUGUUACACCUUCAGACUACAACUGAAGGUUAUUUGGAAAUUGAUGAAGAAGACAAUAAUGUGUUAGGUGAUGAACAUGAUGAGCAUGAUAUAGUAAACAUGCACGACAUAUUAAAUGAUGUCUUUGGCAUGAAUGUGCUUGAAGUAUUUGGGGUUAGUGACCCAAGUAGGUACAAAGAGGGAGCAAGUCAUGAGGUGGAUAAAUUUUAUAGACUGGUACAAGAUCCAGAGAAAGAAUUGUAUCCAGGAUGUAAGGAUUUCAGCAAAUUGUCAUUCCUUAUUCAAUUAUACCAUAUAAGUGUCUUUGAAAAUGGAGUAACAAGUCAUUCUCCAUGUUGCUGGAAUUAUUGAAGAAAGCAUUUCCCCCAGAGAAUACUACACCAAAAUCUUUAUAUGAAGCAUAGAAGAUCAUUAAAAAAUUGGGGCUAACCUACAAAAAAAUUGAUGCAUGUCCUAAUGAUUGCAUGUUGUACUGGAAUGAGGCAUCGAAUUUUGAGUUAUGUGGCAAAUGUGGUACUCCAAGGUAUGGAGUAAAUGAAGCAAUAGGGCGCAAACGUUCAGCAAAAACAUUGCGCCAUUUCCCUUUGAAACCGAGGCUGCAAAGAUUAUACAUGUCAUCCACAACAUUAGCUGAAAUGAGAUGACAUAAAGAAUAGCGUACGGAUGAUGGGUAGUUACGUCAUCCUGCAGACUCAGAAGCCUGGAAAGAAUUUAAAAAACAACAUCCAACAUUCAGUGUGAAUGCUCGAAAUGUUAGACUUGAACUAGCUACUGAUGGCUUUAGUACUUUUGGUUUAAAGAGCAGUGGGCACAACACAUGGCCUAUUGUUGUUGUACCAUAUAACAUGCCUCAUGCAUGUAUAUGAAACAACCAUCAUUUAUUUUGACAUUGUUAACUUCAGGUCCUAGACAACCGGGGAAUGAAAUAGAUGUGUUUUUAUAGCUAUGAUGCAUAUAAGAAAGAGUCUUUCAAAUUACAUGCAUGUCUUUUAUGGACCAUAAAUGAUUUUUUUGCCUAUGCUAACCUGUCAGGUUGGAGCACCAAAGGUGCAUUUGCUUGUCCAUGUUGCAACAAAAAUACAUUGUCAACUUGGUUGAAAUAUGGUGGUAAGCAUUGUUACCUAGGUAGUCGUCAAUUCCUCGACAUGAAUCAUAAAUUUUUGAGGGAUAAGAGAUCCUUUAAUGGUCAUAAAGAGUUUAGGGAACCACCAAAGCCACCUUCAGGUAGUGACGUGCUAGAGCAGUUGGAGGGUGUUCAAUUUCCUACAUUUGGGAAGCCUCCUAUGGUCAAGGGGAUUCGCUACAACUUCUUUGCCAAGUGGCCAAAAGGUAAAAUUAUGACCAAUCGUUAUCACCAAGGGGUUGGUAAGGAGGCAUCACGAUUACUUACAUGGAUGGGCACAAUGUAAGGACACCUACCACGAUGCCACUAAAUUAUUGGGAAUGGCGAAAAGUUCCUUAACACUAUAAAGAAUCAGUUUGGGAAAAAGUUUAUGGUAUGGUGACACCAACAUUAACAUUUUUAAUGUAUGAUUUUUGUAAAGUGUUUUUAUUUUAAUUUUUUUAAUUAAUAUACUACAUUAUUCUGUAGGACUAUUAUGAAAUUGAAAUUUUAGCAAAAAAAUGGGUUAUUCGAAACAUGGGUAUCCAGUGGAAGGACUUCAGGCUUGAAUUAAAAGAAAUAUAUGAUAAAUCAAUAACGAUUGAUGAAUGCUUUGCAAAACGUGAUGUCCAUGUUCUAUUGGAUCAAUGAAAAUACCUUAUAGAUAUGUGGGGUGAUGUGAAGUAUCAGGUAAUGAUGCCUAUACAAACCUGUUACAUGUUUUCGUAUUUGCUUCUCGAAUAUUGUAUGAUUUGUGUUUUCACUAUGAUAGGAAAUGUGUUCGCGGAAUAAAGAGAAUACAAAGCAACAGAAAAUGAGUCACACUGCGGGCUGACAAAGUUUUGCCCAAGUUUUUGAUGAAAAGGUUGACAUAAUUGAGAUGAAUUUCUCUUAUUCUAAGGGUUUAUGAGAUAGAAAAUGAGGGCAUUAUGCUAGUAGGAGAAGUGAAUGAGAUCCAAGACCUUUACAAAUCAGGCAGCCAUUGCAAAGACUAAAAUCAAAGUGUAUAAUGGUAAGAAAAGACAUAUACGCCUUAAACACAACUUGUUGAGGGAAUAUAUAAAUAAUGGUACCAUUGCUAGCGACUUUAUAAAGUCAAAGAGGAAUGUAGCAGACAUGCUUACAAAGCCUCAAUCCACCAAGGUUAUUCAUGAGACAUCUAAAAGAAUAGGCUUGAGGCCCAUGUCAUAAGUCAAAGUGAUGGACACCCAAUCUAUGUGAUAGGAGAUCCCUGGAAUUAAGUUCAAAGGGUAAAAAUGAAAUCACUGGAUGACUUGAUUAGUACUAUCAUGUGCCUAUUCUAGAUUAUAUGUGGAAGAUAGUACUCACCACAAUGACAAGGAGGAUGAGUUUAUAAAACUCUUAAUCAGCCACGGCUCAUGUCAGAUGAGGGUAUGUUAACUGUGGUGCAUACUGUGGGCUGACCUAAGUGGAUGUAGGGGGUGAGGCUGCCUCCGAUGAGAAUUUUAUGGGCAGAUUCUCUAAACAUUCAUGAUUCCAAGAUGGGAACAAAGGCUAAAAUUAUCCAAAAUAUAUAAAAGAGUGACUAUGGCGUCGGGUGGUAGGAUAUGAAUGAUAAGUCAAUUGGCUACACCAAUGAGGAAAGGUUCAAGAAGUCUGACUUCACCCAUACUCUAUAGCGUGGCUUAUCAGACCUAGUGUAGAUUCAAGUCCGAAAGACAUCUGCAACGAUGUGUCAUACCAUUCUAAUGUGCUCAAACUAUAUUUUUUUUCGUAUUUAUAUUUUUACCAGUAUUUUGAAUCUUGUGGGUGAAUUGUUGGUUUCUAAUGCAAGUUUUUAAAAACCAACUAAGAUGCAAAACACUUGCCCCUUCAGUUUUUGAAGAUUCUUUACAUCCCCCCUUAAUUCCUUCAGUUUUGGAGAUUCUUUAAGUCUCUCCACAUAAUGGUUAUUAAUCCCUACAGUUGCUAAAAGCUCCUUAAGGCAAUUUUCUUUUAAUCGUUUGAGUCACUUUAUGUCUCUACAUGAGAAGCCUCUUGAUGCAUCAAUUCUUCAGUUUUGGGAGAUUUAUAAUUUCUCAUUCAAGUCUCAAUUUAAUUCCUUCUCCUUUACUCAUCAUCUCUCUUGUCUUAUAAAUAGAGGGAGAUUUAGCAUUUGUAAAACACGGAUCAAGUCACUUGAAACAUUCAAGUGUGUGUUGUCAAGCUUUGAUUUUCUUGAUUUUCAUUGGAUUUCACGUGUCCAUUUCUUGGUGUUUUGUUUAAUUUGAGCACAACCCUAUAGGAUUCGAAGCGGUCCAGUAGUCGAGUGCACGAUCACUGGGGGAACCAUUGGGUUGUUUCAUCUUGGAGACCGAUUUGCAAUAUUCCCGGUUGCACCAUAGGGGGCAUCUACAAUCUUAAGGACAGUGUCAAGUGACACGACUCAGCCCACCAAUUUUUCUAACAAUCUUUGUUUUAGGUAUUAGAAAUAUUUCAUAUAGGUGAUAGAUUGAAAGUUCUCUUAUCAAGAAGACGACAUUGAGGUUUGCUCUCUCAAUAUUCUGACACAACUUUCCCUACACAUCUCAUUAAGAGUCUAUUUGCCUUAAGAGGCUUUAUGGAUUCUCACUUCUUUAUUGAUGGCAAUGUUAUAGUGAGGGAUUUCCAUUUAAUGAACGACAAUGACCUCCAGUUAUCUUUCGUAAUUCUGUAGCAGAUGUGGCUGUGCUCAAGUAAACGGAGAUAGGUGCGAAAUGGAUAGAUAACAUCGAUAGUAACUCAAUAGGUGUGAAAUCGAUAGAUAACAUCGAUAAUAACCCAAUCUUUUAUGGGUAUUUCAACAUUCCAAAGGUGGGCAUGCUCAAGAUUGUUUUGACUAGAGUUCAUGUGACCUUAGUUAAACUUAGAGUAGCCAAACACACCCUUAAUGAUAAAAUGUUUUGGUUUGUCCAUACCAAUGGGCCAGCUAUAUUUGAAAAGGAGGAGACUUUAGAUAAUAACCUAGAAGAUGUGAAAUUUUCCCCUUCCCGUGUCUUAGGUGGUCAAACUGAUUUCUCAGAGUUUUGCCGUAGGACGAAUCGAACCCUUGUGGAUGAGAAAGGGACAUAUCUAAAGUUUGAGUUUACAGCUACCAAGUUGUUAAGCUCUCAGGCUUUGCUUGACAAUUAUUUUCGCUACAUGCGGAUGGUAUAAUGAUCAAUCCUUUUAGUAUUGUUCAAUUUGAUGUGGGCACAAGUUCAACAGAUACAGUACAAGAAAGAGAAGUUUUUAUACCUCAUUUACACUCUUAUACUACUGAUAUUGAUGCCACUUGGACUGUGAAUGAAGCUCUGGGUAAUGACUUUGCUUUACUUUCAGAGAAUUUUGUUUUAUUGGAAAAAUAAAGAAAGUAUCUGGUUCUUUCCGGGAGAAUGCUCUGGUAAGUGUGUUCUUUGAACAAAGCCAACAUGGGGACAAGCAACAACUUUCUUUGUUUUCAAAACAGAGAGAACAAGUUGGUGGAUCAAUUCUACAACUAGGGCUCCUGGAUAUAUUUAACAAGAUAGUUCAUCUUUGAGCUAGCCUGAAUUGAUUUGUCUGGAUUUCCCACAAGGGUUGUCAUUGUUGUUGUCUAUCUGUGAAUUAUUAGUGUGAUAAAAGUUUGAUAUUUUUUCAAAUGUAAUAAAGCAUCAAUUCUACCAUAUGUACACAUGAUAUGUUCAUUCUGGUCAUUGGAUAGAGAAGACUUAGGGUUAAUUAGCCACUUGCCAAAACCUAAUGUAAUCAAAUACCCUUCUUUUGAUUAGUAUACAUUCUCUGUAUAUCCAUGCAUGUGUGCAAGUACUCAAGACCCUAAGUCUGUAGAAAAAUUAGGAAUGCCUUGGGCAAAAACGGGGGUUUUGAGCCCAAACUUUUCUCUAUCUACAUAAGCUGUGGUCACAUGUACUAAUGAUAUAGUAUUACAAACCAUGUCUUUGUAGUUACAGAUUAAGAGAGACUAACUGGAAAAAAAAAUGUGCAUCCUAGAUUGUUUUGUAUUUAAAAUGCCUAUUUAAUAGGUAGUUGUACAUGUUUAUUUUUUUAUUAUUUCUUUUUUGGGGGGUAAAAGUUGUACAUGUUCAUUCAUAUAAAUGGGAAGUGUGAUAUUAAUUAGAUGAUCUUAAGUAGGCAGGUGCCUCAAAUUGGUUAGCUUGUUUUGCUAAUGCUUUUAACUAGCGCUAAUAAUUUGCUAUCAUACUCCAUUUGCUCUUUUUUCAUAUGGAUCAAUUUCUUUCUAUAUGCUUCUAACUAGGAUUCAUUACCUUAAUGCACAUGUGCAAUAAUUUUUCUAUGUGCGUUUACAUAGUGUGGAUCAGACAUCGUAUUAAAAUUGGAAUUCACUCAAUGUGAAAACCGGUUGGAAGAAGAGAGAGAUUGAGUGGAUUCCAUGUGUGUACCAGGCACUGUACAAGAAUAGUUCUCACCGAAAAUUCUUCUCUCAUAUUUCCCUCUUCACUGUGGUAUCUUCUUCCUUCUAUUAGCGUUGAGUUCUCUAUUAUCUUUGACAUACUAAAUUCCUUGAUGACACUCCAAACUGCAGCAAAAAAAUUUGUGAAAAUAUCCUGGUAUACCUUAGAGUUAAAAGACAACUCUUCCUUCAUGAUCCUACAAAAUCUCUCCUCCUGUUCUUCCCAGGUUUCCUAAGGAGUAUCCAUCCCCAUAUAAAUUUUACGAAACUCGUGUAGAGGAAGAUUUAUGAAACUCUAGCCAAACUGAAAUCCAUCCAAAAACCCAAGCCCCAGAAAAAUUUGAAAUUUUGAAAGAUAGAAAUCCAUGGAAGAAGCCAAGCCCAAGAGAAAUUGUAGUCCGAAUCCUGUUCGAAGGGUCCCAAACUACUGAAACCAAUCCCCGAUUCCUGAAUCCAAUUCCAAGCGUGCCAUAAAAGAAAAAAAAAUCGAAGGUCCCAAACUGCUCAAACCAGUUCCGAAUCCGGUUCUCAGCGUUGGAUUAAAGUAAAAAACACCGAAGGUUCCAAACUUCUACUUCUUCUUUUGAUAUCUCUCUACAAAACCACUCUCUCAAAACGCUCUCUCCCCGGGUACCCCCAACCACCAAGACCGCACCAUCCUUUGCAUUACCUACUUCUGCUCUCUCUCUCUCUCUCUCUCUCAGUUUGAUUCGCUCAUUUAUUCAAGGAAAUGAGUUGGUCAUCGAGUGAUAAAUUUUUUGUGAACUCAAAGUUAGAGGUCUUUUCGGUUGACAUCUUUUCCGAACCAUUAGAAUUGGCACAAAGUGAAGAUGUUGUGUACGAUGGACCAAAAGGUGAUGAUUUCAAGAGGUUUUUGCGCUCUAAGAACUUUCGAGUAAACUGUCAGGGAAAGGCUAUUGUAUGCAUCCAAAAGCGCAACGGUGAUGGCGAAUUUCUUGAAUGUCAGUAUGAUACCUUCGUUUUAGAAACGGUGGUCAUGUUGGGCCCUUUUGGUUUCCAGAAUAUACCAUUGCCGAAGCCACAAGAGGUGAGCGAAUUGAGAAGCCUCCUGGACAAUACCAAGGCUGAAUUGGCGAGGAAGAAUGACGAGCUUAGUGAAUCACAAAGACUCCUAAACAAUACCAAGGACGAAUUGGCAAAGCAUAAUGACGAGCUUAAUGAAUUGAAAUGCCUCUUGGACAAUAUGAAAGGUGAAUUGGUGAAGAAGAAUGAUGUGCUUAGCGAAUUAAUGAAGCAGAAGAAUGAUCAAGAUUGGAAUACUAAACGGUUCCAGCUAACUAUGAUUGCAAUCACAAACUCAAUGAAGAGGGUGUUCAUUGACAUUAGCCUUGAACCACCAGCCAGUGGAGAUCCAGAAUCUGUGCUGAGGUUUCUUGAGAUAUUACAUGAUCUUAUCCAUGACAAAGAAUUCAGUGCCACUUUCUUAGUAGCUGCGAAUGGGAUACUGGCCUCGAUCAAAAGUAUAUUUGAGAAACGAAGUGGCUUAAGCAUUGGCAUGGAAACAACGUAUAGUACUCCAUGUACUCCAGCCCAUCUCAUUGAGAGUCUAUUUACCUUAAGAGGCUUUAUUGAGUCCCACUUCUUUAUUGAUGGUAGUGUUAUAGUCAGGGACUUCCGCUUGAUGAAUGAGUACGACCUCCCAAUUAUCUUUCGGGAUUCUGCAGCAAAUGUGGCUGAACUCAGGAAGAAGGAAAUAGGUGCGAAAUCAAUCUAUAACAUCGAUGGAAACUCCAUCUUCUAUGGGUAUUUCAACAUUCCAAUGGUGGGGAUGUUCAAGGGUGUUUUGACGAGAGUUCAUGUUACCCUGCCAGAUGAGAUCAUGCAGAAACUUCAAGUAGGCAAACAAAACCCUGAUGAUAAAAGGUUUUGGUUUGUCUAUGCCAACGGGUCAGGUAUAUUUGAAAAGAAUAUUGAGUCAUUAAGUUCUCCGGAAUCAACAAACAAUCCAGAAGUUGUCAAAUUUUCCCCUUCUCGGUUCUUAGGUGACUCGACAGAGACUUCUCAGAGUUUAUGCUUAGGAUCAAUAAUCGAACCUUCGUCAACGAGAAGGGGGCAUAUAUCAAGUUUGACUUUGUUGCCACCAAGAGUCUAAGUUCGGGUGAUGUUAUCGUUCGCUAUUUUGAUAAGGAUUUGGUAUUGCAUGAUCCUUUUAAGUUGGUGCAAUUCGAUGGUAGCGAAUGUGAAACUGGUAUCGUAGAAAGAAAUGUUUCAAUCCCUGGGCAAUGGACGGUAGGUAAGAGUGAGAAAUAUAGCACAUGGAUUGUAAAUGAAGCUCUAGGUAAUGACUGUGCUUUCUCUUUCAAGAAUUUCUAUUUUAUUGGGAAAAUAACGAAAGCCUCUGGUACGUUCCGUAAGAAUGCUCUAGUCAGCGUGUUUUUCGAACAAACUCAACAUAAAGCAUAAUUGUUAUGUCGAUGCUCUAGCAACGACUUUCUUUGUUUUGCAAACAGAGAAAAGAAAUUGGUGGGACAAUGUUGAGGAGAAGCCUCUGAAUUUUAUUUAAAACAAGGCAUGUACUUUAUUUUUA